Molecule: messenger RNA, 477 nt
Organism: Lachancea mirantina
Lineage: Eukaryota; Fungi; Ascomycota; Saccharomycetes; Saccharomycetales; Saccharomycetaceae
Source: the annotation of a GenBank genome assembly
AUGAAGCUUCCUUUCUCCGGGCUGCCUAAGCAGCUGUGGGCACAGAACGGCAGUACCGCCGGCCGUCCUGCUGCUGACAUAUUAAGUGUUCUGGUUGCCUAUUUCGGUCAAUUGUAUACUCUUGACAAAUGCUUCCUGUUUACAGUGCGGUCCGUAGCGUUGCUUUUCGGCGGGCCGCUGGGGCUGGCGGUCUGGCCCAACGACGGAGAUGGCUUACGUAGCAAAAAUUGUGAUACUAGUGAACAGGAUCGGGAUAGGUCUCGUUGCAUUGGGCUCGUUGCGUUCAUGCUUACUGUGGGCGUGGCGGUUAGACUUGAGUGCGCAACAGACAAGAAGGUUCCUUUGCGAGGUGCCCUCUUAGGGUUGUGUGCCUGUCGCUGCACGGCUGACUUUUGCUUGUGGGCGGCGGCAUUCUCUUCCGGCGGGCAAAUGGGCAGCGGAUGUGGAGUCGUGAAAGUAUUUCGCACACAGAAGUAA